Molecule: messenger RNA, 9035 nt
Organism: Pseudopipra pipra
Lineage: Eukaryota; Metazoa; Chordata; Aves; Passeriformes; Pipridae
Gene: NCOA2
Product: nuclear receptor coactivator 2
Exons: 24
Coding region: 555-4946 (1463 amino acids)
Biological process (GO): positive regulation of transcription by RNA polymerase II; cellular response to hormone stimulus
Cellular component (GO): nucleus
Molecular function (GO): protein dimerization activity; nuclear receptor binding
Source: RefSeq, a predicted model, not a curated record
GGCAAGGGGGAGUGACUUGUGCCUCCCCCCGCCUCCUCCCCGUCCAGCCCUCCUCUGGGUAGAAGGGGAGGAGGAGGAGGGCGAGCGGUGGGAGGGUCUCCAUUGAAAUAAACAAGCAGGCAGUUAUUAAAACGGGAACAUGGCGGCCGCAGCCCCAGCUUCAGCUUCAUCUUACAAAGCGAAGGUCAGCGCCGGCGGCAGCGGCGGGAGACGGCACUGACCCCGCAUGCUUGAGAUCUGAGUAGUGAGGCCCCCUGCACACACAGCCCCUAGAAAUUGCUGUCUGCAUCGCUGAGUCUUGGGCCCUGUGCACAGGAUGGACUUGUUCUGGGAAUGAAUCUGGUUGAUGCGUUGGAGAAGGCUGUUCUCUGUAGUACCCCUGCCUCACUUCCAGCAGAAGUCAGGACACACGUGGUGGACGAGGCAGGGGAUUGCAAGAGGCAGGAGCCAUUCUGGUGGUCUGCGCAGCUGCAUGCUGCCCUGGAGAGCGGGACUCUCUUCCCGGCUGUGCUGCAGACUUCCUAGGUGAUGCUAGUUGCUGAUAUGUGUUCAAGAUGAGUGGGAUGGGAGAAAAUACCUCUGACCCAUCCAGACCAGAGUCAAGAAAGCGCAAGGAUCCCGAUCAGCUUGGACCCAGCCCUAAAAGAAGCACUGAGAAACGCAAUCGUGAGCAAGAGAAUAAAUAUAUAGAAGAACUUGCAGAGCUGAUUUUUGCAAAUUUUAAUGAUAUUGACAACUUUCACUUUAAACCUGACAAAUGUGCAAUCUUGAAAGAAACUGUGAAGCAAAUUCGUCAAAUAAAAGAACAAGAAAAAGCAGCAGCAGCUAAUGAAGAUGAAGUGCAAAAAGCAGAUGUAUCAUCUACGGGUCAGAGUGUCAUCGACAAGGAUGCACUUGGACCAAUGAUGCUUGAGGCCCUAGAUGGGUUCUUCUUCGUAGUGAACCCAGAAGGUAAUGUCGUGUUUGUUUCUGAGAAUGUGACACAGUACCUGAGGUACAACCAAGAAGAGCUGAUGAACACAAGCAUAUAUAGCAUCCUGCAUGUAGGGGACCACAAUGAAUUUGUCAAAAUCCUGCUGCCAAAAUCUUUAGUGAACGGGGGAUCUUGGUCUGGUGACACUCCUAGGCGUAAUAGCCAUACCUUUACUUGUCGGAUGCUGGUAAAACCUCUUGCUGAUUCUGAAGAAGGCCAUGAUAACCAGGAAGCACAUCAGAAAUAUGAAACUAUGCAGUGCUUUGCUGUUUCUCAACCAAAUUCCUUCAAGGAGGACGGUGAAGAUUUGCAGUCUUGCUUGAUUUGUGUUGCAAGAAGAGCACCAAUGAAGGAAAGACCGCUUCUUCAUUCAUCAGAGAGCUUUACUACACGCCAGGAUCUACAAGGCAAAAUAACUUCACUGGACACAAGUACCAUGCGAGCAGCCAUGAAACCUGGCUGGGAGGAUUUGGUGAGAAGAUGCAUUCAGAGGUUCCAUUUACAGCACGAGGGAGAAAUAUCUUUUGCCAAGAGGCAUCACCAGGAAGUGCUGAGGCAGGGACUAGCUUUUAGUCCUGUUUAUCGGUUUUCCUUGUCGGAUGGCACCAUCGCUUCUGCCCAAACGAAGAGCAAGCUCAUCCGUUCUCAGACGACUAAUGAACCUCAGCUUGUAGUCUCCUUUCAUAUGCUUCACAGAGAGCAGAAUGUCUGUGGAAUGAAUCAGGAUUUGACUGGACAAGGAAUGGGGAAGAUAUUGAACCCAGUUAGUUCCAGCAGCCCUGCCCAUCAGGCCAUGUGCAGUGGGAACCCAGGUCAGGAUAUGACCAUCAGUAGCAAUAUAAAUUUUGCCAUAAAUGGCCCAAAGGAACAAAUGGGCAUGCCAGCAGGCAGGUUUGGUGGUUCAGGGGGAAUGAACCAUGUGUCAAGCAUACAAGCAUCCACUCCUCAGGGUAGUAACUAUGCACUAAAAAUGAAUAGCCCCUCACAAAGCAGCCCUGGCAUGAACCCAGGGCAGCCAAACUCUAUGCUUUCCCCAAGGCAUCGUGUGAGCCCUGGAGUGGCAGGAAGUCCUCGCAUCCCACCCAGUCAGUUCUCCCCUGCAGGAAGCUUACAUUCACCUGUGGGAGUCUGCAGCAGCACAGGAAAUAGCCAUAACUACACCAACAGUUCCCUGAACGCACUUCAGGCCCUCAGCGAGGGCCAUGGCGUUUCUCUAGGAUCGUCGUUGGCUUCACCUGACCUAAAAAUGGGAAAUUUACAAAAUUCCCCUGUGAACAUGAAUCCUCCGCAGCUGAGCAAGAUGGGAAGCCUGGACUCUAAAGACUGCUUUGGAAUAUACGGGGAGCAAUCAGAAGGUACAACUGGACAAGCAGAGAGCAGCUGCCAUUCAGGAGAACAGAAAGAUAACAGCGAUAGCAACAUGCCACCGGUUGUCAGUGGCGAGAGACCUGAUGGACAAAAUAAACUGCACGACGGAAAAAGCCAGACAAAGCUCUUACAAUUGCUGACCACCAAAUCAGAUCAGAUGGAGCCUUCACCUUUGUCCAGUACCAUGGGAGACAUUAGCAAGGACUCCACGGGAGGGUUGCCUGGGUCUGGUUCAGCACAUGGAACCUCGCUCAAGGAGAAGCAUAAAAUUUUGCACAGACUAUUGCAGGACAGUAGUUCUCCUGUAGAUUUGGCCAAGCUCACAGCAGAGGCCACAGGCAAAGAACUGAAUCAGGAGUCCAGUAGCACAGCUCCUGGUUCAGAGGUGACUGUUAAACAGGAGCCAGCAAGUCCUAAGAAGAAUAAUAAUGCACUACUUCGCUACUUGCUAGAUAAAGAUGAUACUAAAGAUAUUGGUUUACCAGACAUACCCCCAAAACUGGAGCGGUUGGACAGUAAGACAGACCCUUCCGGUAGCACAAAGUUAAUAGCUAUGAGGACGGAAAAAGAAGAGAUAAGCUUUGAGCCUAAUGAACAGCCAGGCAGUGAAUUGGAUAACUUGGAAGAGAUUCUGGAUGACCUGCAGAACAGCCAGUUACCACAGCUUUUCCCAGAUAGCCGCCCAGGCGUGCCAGCGGGCUCGGUCGACAAGCAAGCCAUCAUCAAUGACCUCAUGCAGCUCACCAGUGACAGCAGCCCUGGCGCGGCAGUGGCCACCCAGAAACCAGCAAUGAGGAUUUCACAGAGCACUUUUAAUAACCCACGAGCAGGGCAACUGGGCAGGUUAUUACCAAACCAGAAUUUACCACUUGACAUUACACUGCAGAACCCAACAGGUGCAGGAACUUUCCCACCCAUAAGAACGAGUAGCCCUUACUCAGUGAUACCUCAGCCGGGUCUGAUGGGCAGGAAUGAAGGGAUAAUAGGAAGUCAAGGAACUUUAGGCAGCAAUAGCACAGGAAUGAUUGGUGGCAAUGCCCCUCGACCUGCCAUGACUUCUGGAGACUGGGGAAGCCAGGCUGCUGCUGUGAGGGUGAGCUGUGCACCCACAGCCAGCGCCAUGAACAGGCCGGUGCAAGCAGGAAUGAUCCGCAACCCCACGGCCAGCAUCCCUUUGAGACCCAGCAACCAGGCUGGCCCAAGGCAGAUGCUUCCAUCUCAGGUCAUGAAUAUGGGGCCAUCUGAAUUGGAGAUGAACAUAGGAGGACCUCAGUAUAGCCAACAACAGGCACCUCCAAAUCAGACUGCACCAUGGCCAGACAGCAUCUUGCCUAUAGAGCAGGCAACUUUUGGUAAUCAGAACAGGCAACCGUUUGGCAGCUCACCAGAUGAUCUCUUGUGUAAUCAUCCUUCAUCAGAGUCACCAAGUGAUGAGGGUGCUCUUCUGGAUCAGCUUUACAUGGCAUUAAGGAAUUUUGAUGGUUUAGAAGAAAUCGACAGGGCUCUAGGAAUACCAGAACUAGUGAGCCAGAGCCAAGCUGUCGACCCCGAGUCCUUCCCCAGCCAGGAGUCCAGCAUCCUGAUGGAGCAGAAGGCUCCAGUGUUCUCCCAGCAGUACGCGGCACAGGCUCAGAUGGCGCAGGGCAGCUACGCGCCCAUGCAGGAUCCCAGCUUCCAUGCCAUGGGGCAGCGCCCAGGAUACACUGCCCUGCGCAUGCAGCCCCGGCCCGGCCUCCGGCCUGCCGGCAUCGUGCAGAACCAACCAAACCAGCUGCGGCUCCAGCUGCAGCACAGGCUCCAGGCACAGCAGAAUCGGCAGCCACUGAUAAAUCAAAUCAGCAGCGUCUCCAACAUGAAUCUGUCUUUGAGACCUGGAGUGCCAACACAGGGCCCUAUCAACGCGCAGAUGCUGGCACAGAGGCAGCGGGAGAUCCUGAGCCAACACCUGCGGCAGCGGCAGAUGCAGCAGCAGCAGCAGCAGGUGCAGCAGCGGACACUGAUGAUGCGAGGGCAAGGCUUGAGCAUGACCCCCAGCAUGGUGGCCACUGGUGGCAUACCAGCAACCAUGAGCAACCCGCGGAUCCCACAGGCCAAUGCACAGCAGUUUCCGUUUCCUCCAAACUACGGUAUAAGUCAACAGCCCGAUCCAGGCUUCACAGGGGCCACCACUCCUCAGAGUCCACUAAUGUCACCAAGACUGGCUCACUCUCAAAGCCCCAUGAUUCAGCAGUCUCAGGCUAAUCCUGCCUAUCAGUCCUCUACGGAGAUGAAUGGGUGGGCACAAGGGAAUAUGGGUGGUAACAGCAUGUUUUCACAACAGUCCCCACCACAUUUUGGGCAGCAAGCAAGCACCAGCAUGUACAACAAUAACAUGAACAUCAGUGUAUCCAUGGCAACCAACACAAGUGGUAUGAACAACAUGAACCAGAUGACAGGGCAGAUCAGCAUGACCUCAGCGACCUCUGUGCCUACAUCAGGGUUGUCCUCCAUGGGUCCUGAGCAGGUUAAUGAUCCUGCUAUGAGGGGAGGCAAUCUUUUUCCUAACCAGCUGCCUGGAAUGGAUAUGAUAAAGCAGGACGGAGAUGCAGCACGGAAAUAUUGCUGACCCUAAGGGUGGUUUGGUUGCUCCUUUCUUCAGCUGACUGGGCUUAUGGCCCCAAAUCCUUACCAGUUUGAAGAGCUGCGUCUGUUUGUCGUGUCCCAGCUGAGCUGCCAGCACCGGCGGCGGCUGCCUGCUGCCGACAGGACUCAGCCCUGCCUUCCCGAGGGGAGCCGGGUGGUCGUUGCCGAAGAGCAGCCUCUUCUUUGACAGUCUGAAGCUAGCGUACAGACAGUUGCUCAGUCUGUUCACUGCAUUCACCUUAGUGCAACUUAGAUCUCUCCUGCAAAAGUAAAUGUUGACAGGCAAUUUUCAUAAACCAUGUCAGAUUGAAUGUAUUUAAAUGUAUGUAUUUAAGGAAAAACGACCAUGCUCUUGUUCUGUUUCUGUUUAGUUCUAGACCUUGGGGGUUUUUUUGCUUUGUUUUCCCUGGCUUACUCAGUCUGGUGCAAAGGAUUCAGUUCUGUCUGAAAACUGGUGUUUUAGACUAAGGCCUGCAUUUUGGGGCGGAGAGGAGGCAUGGAAGAGGGCGUAGAAGCAACGUUUGGUACAUACAGAGACCUUCAACGAGUGUGUUCCACUGACAAGUCAAAGAUCAACUGAUGCAGAAAACUAUACAGACCAAUUUUGAAUGGGGUUAAAGUUGUAAAACAGAUGAAAAUUACCCUGUGAGAGGGCUGUUUAUAAGGGGCGUUUUGGUUGGGUUUUGUGGUAGUGUUUAUAAUGCAAGUCAUGAAUUCAAACAUACAAGUGGGUUACAUUUUCAUUUAAUUAAAUUCCUAACAAUCAGCAAAUCCUGAUAUUUUUUUUUUUAACCUGACUCUCCUGACCUCUGACAUCUUCCUCUUCUUUCUAAUAGAAUAAAAGAACAGGUUACUCCGUUAUUUCCCUAGGUGUGUUUCCAGCAAUUUGGACAACCAGUUACUGGAUGUUGAACAGCAAAGUUCAAUGGUAAUGCAUGUACUGAUUAUGGUAGUGGCAGAAUUGGUGCAUAAUAUCUAAGAUACCUGCUUUAAAGCAUGAUAAUUUCUGGUUCCCAUCCCCUUAGCUGGGAAAAUAACAAUUCCUGUAAUACCUAUAGCAGAUAUCACUACAGACUUCACCACUAUUGUGUGUUUCUGAUUAUUUUAAAGCAGUGUGAACUACGAGGACGUUUUGUAAGGUACAUAAAAUCCAGUUUAUAUGUAAACAAGCAAUAAUUUAAGUUGAAAACUUAAGUGUUUUACUUGUAUAAUUUUUGUGAGAUAUACAUGUUGUGAAGUUGAUUCCAAAUGAGGUACUUCAGUAUUAAAUUAGAUAUCUUCUUAGCCGUGUGUGUCUCCUGGAAAAGUGUUUUGUAAAGAAUCACAAUGCCUUGAUUAGACCUAAUUUGUAGGCUUGAGACUUCUUAUUUUCUAAACCUUGUGAUUCUGCUCAUAAUAUCAUUUAACUAACCUAUAUUAUAUGCAGCCACUGUAGGAACCAAUUCUUGAUUUUUGUACGUUUAUAUCCUUUCGUAACAAAUCUUAGAAAAACUGUUACUAAACAGGCCACCGUUAAGGCAUGUUGGUUUUUUUCCUUGCCCACUGUGGUUGGAAUAAUCUUUUCUUAUACUGACAUCAGUUUCUGAGGACUUGAAAUAUUAAGAAAUUGAUGGAUUUGACCUCUGUUUUCUUUCUGCUGACUCCUAAUUGUCAUGGUUUAGGAAUGGUACUUCCCAAUUUAGUGCUCCCACUGAGACUCUCCAAACCAUGCUCGUAGCUCGAUGGGAGGCACAGAAGGUAAAGAUCAUGGGUUGAGAUAAGAACAAUUUACUGGAAACAGCAAUGAGAUAAGAAACAGUAACAGCAACAAUACUAAUGACAGAGGGUACAAGAAAGAGGCGAACUUAUCACAUGGACAAUAGACAAUACCGACUGCUCCCUCCACCACACUACGCUGACCAGAAGAGAGCCCUUCUCUUCUCCCUUCCUCCACCCUGCCAAUGACAAGAGGUGGUAUAGGGUCCUCCUAGCCAUGCCCUCCCCUGGCUACUGCAAAAAUUAACCCUGCCCUGGCCGGAACCAGGACACUGAUCCACAAACUUUCUAACCUGAACAUAAAUUUUUUGAUGUAAUGUAAAAUGCAAUGUGUUUUAUAUCUCAUCAGCCUUGCCUUUUGGGAGUGAAAGGUUUGUUCUGUUGCUGUUUAAUUUGUUCUGGUAUUCAGGUGGGAGUUCAAAUAAAAUAGCAGCUAUUUUAUGUUGAAGAAAAUAUGAUAAAGGCUGUUUCUGUGUUUGUCCCUAAGGAGGGCAGUGUCACCAUUCUGGAGAAACAUUUUUUCAGCUGCCACUGUUCUGUUACCAAACCAAACAGAAUAUUUAGUCAGCUGAACCAUCCUCUGACCUGCUGAUGGGAAACCAAAGUAACCAUCAGCCCUAAACUCCACAGCCUCAUUACUAUAACAUUGGUGUUAAACUUGCAUUAUAUAUCUGACAAAAAAUAUUUAUAUAAGAAGUAUAUAAAUUUGAAGAAAUUAACUUCAUCCACCACUAAGUGUAAAUGGGUUUUAAAAUAAUUUUUUUUCUAUUCCAUUCUUUUUCAGUUCUUAACUGUAACCUCUGCAGAUAGAUUAUUCUUUUUCACAGUGGACAAAAUAGUUUAAAUUUGUCCUGUUUCACAACAGACCUGCAAAUGCUUAUCUGUAGUGAUUAUGAUACUUCAUCAUCCAUUGCCAUUUUGAAAGAAAGGAGAUUGUACCUAUCACUUUGGCUCUGUUUGGGUUCAUUGUGACUUUUGUCGUCUUCUAAGUAAUGAAAGAGAAAAGUGAGUGAAGAAAUCUUCUGAUCAUAUUGAUCACUAUAGAAACAAAAAAGCCAAAUCAAUUCCCUUCAUUAUCAGUAUUUUUCAUCCUGUAUACAGUAAAUUUGUUGGAGAAAGUACUUGGAUUUUGUUUGACAGAACAAUUUAUCAGUGUUCUACUUACAUUACUAAAUGUGAAAGGCGCAUAAUGUGAAAAAUAAGCAUAUAUACAUGGUCAUGCGACCUGUUUAAGUGUUCAUGUAAUGUGGUAAGUUUAAAAAGUGAAGUGAGCUGUUUUGCUACAAGGAAUUAAUUUGUACUCGAUCCUUAAAAUAUUGUCCCACACCGGUAUCCCUUUGGGCCUGUAUUAAUUAAAAGCAAUGUUUUUGCAGUUUAUACAAUACAUUUUUUAAUCUUUGUUUAAAAGCGAAAUUCAUAUGGGCUUAACAGAUUAAAUGGGUGGCACAGCUCCACUUGCAGAACCCAAAGAUACACAAUCAGUUUUGAAAUGCAACUUAAGCCAUUAAUUGUUGGUGUGAAUUUAAAAGUUUUCUAGUAUUUGUAUGGUAGUAUGCUGCCUAAGAGCAAAAGCAUUCUCUGCACAAAAGAAAAUUUACUGUAGUGGCUUUGAUUUUAAUUAGAAUUUUCUCCCUGGUGUUUCUUUGUAGACUAAAACAAAAUCUUUUAAGUUUCUUACUACAGGUAAAAGCUAUGUGCAAGAACCUCAAAAUGCUAAAAUCUAGCAUAAUGCCUUAGAUCUGUUUUUAAGUCUUGUAUAUUCCUACAUAGCUGUCUGAUGUAUUAUAUUUGUAUAGUGAAUUGUGUACAAUUUUGGAAUAAGUGCAUCAUCACUUAAUCUUUAUGUUGUUCAAUAGAGAUGAUGGACACAUUACUUCAAACAUUUACUGUCAUUUAAUUUUUUUCCCUUUAUGUCAUUUGUGGGUUUUAUUUGUACAGUUCAUCAUGAAGUUGCAUCUGAGAUGUGUGUAUAUGAAAAGAUUAUACAAGGGUAAAAUUAAGCAAUAUAUAAACUAUGGUUCUUCAGGAGAAAGCUUACAGUGUUUCAGGUUGUGAUUUAUUUUCAAAACGGAGUUGACUCUGAACAUCACUUUGUUCACCUGCAUUGAUGUUUGUAUUUCUAGUGUUAGCAGUUUAUGCAAAGGUAGAUAUAUUCAGAGAAAUUUUAAAUACAUUUAUGCAAGUUAAUAUUGCUUUGCUGAUGCUAUUUGCUUAUUUGAUGUUAAAUAAUGCUAUUGUAAAUAAAGAAUUCUGUUGUUAUUGCAUCAUUUAAUAAAUUUUAAUGCCUUCGGGUUUUACAUGGCUUUAGAGAUUUCAA